Cladocopium goreaui is the source of this 3344-nucleotide messenger RNA. The record is from the annotation of a GenBank genome assembly. NCBI's taxonomy places the organism in Eukaryota, Dinophyceae, Suessiales, Symbiodiniaceae.
AUGCGUUUGCUGGUGCAGGAGAAGUUGGGAUUUCUGACUGUCUUAGGUGGUGGACCCGCAACAGUUGAUGGAUUCUUUGCCAUCGCUGGCUGCGAAUCACCCACUGACCUUUCUGACCGGGGAUGCAACGGUAAGCACAGCUACUACCACGUCCACUUGGAGGGCUGGACUGCAGGGUACCCACAUAUUUGGAAUCAAAUUCAACAAGAAUAUCCUGACACUGCUCCACAGAACUUGGGCGGCAUGGGCUACUCUGGCUUGAGCGGUAUGUACAUUCCCAGAGAGGUGAUCGAAAGCGCCUAUGAUCAAGAGGGCAUGGUAUUGCAGUUCUACCGUGCCCACAACACUUCCAAGUCUAAUCCCUCCAAAUACUUCGAUGAUAUCAAUGCCUUGAAUGCUGAGACUCUGAAGACUUGCGGCGAGACACGCUUGAUGGACAGCCAGGCCAUGUCCGUCUAUGCUCGAGUCACCAAUGACUGGGAUGGUGUGGACAACAGUUCUGGCACUUUGGUGGGAAAGUGCUUUUUAGGGUACUUCUGGUUUGCGCCCUCCUGCCGGGCAAAUCCCCUGGAGUGCUACACAUACAUCACUGCAGGCCCGGGUUACGGAUAUGAGCACACGAUGCAAAAAGCCACGUGGUACAACAUGCCCAUGGCGGUUGCAGUGGCCAAGCUUUGGAGCGAUUACACCACGCUGCCCAUGCAGGUCAAAUCUUCAUUCUAUUGGUGGCAGCCCGAUCCCACCUUUCUGUCAUGGGGCAGGCUGGAUGCAAGUCGGAUUUUGUUCCCGCCUCAAGACCGCUCAGCGCAGCGUCGCGGAAUCUAUUUGACCAGCGAUGAAGAUGUACCAAUCGAGAAAUAUGCCAGCAUUGAUUUGCAGGCACUGGCACCCACCGUGUACAAGUUGUUGAAGGCGCUCAAUAUCGAUAUGAUCGUCGUCAACAAACUAAUGUCAGAUCGCAUGGAUACAGGUGAUUCUGCCGAAGAUGUCGCGUGUCGAUGGUUGAAAGCAAAUCAGGACAUUUGGGAAAGCUGGAUGCCCGAUGAAACGAAGUGCUUUCCUCAGUUUGGUCUCUACAACGAGCACACUCAACAGUUUGUGGAAGAUCGCACAGAUCCUGCUGGUUUGACUUGUCGGGCAUGUGAUUCUGGCUUCUAUUCGAAUCGUAUCAAAGAUGGCCGUGGAAUUACCCAUGUGUGUAUGCCUUGCGCUCCGGGAACCACGCAGCCUUCGGGUGCUUCUUUACAAUGCGACCCCUGCCCGACCGGGGAGUAUCAAGACGAGUUCGGAAGCACGAGCUGCAAGCGCUGUGGCCAAGGCAAAUAUCAAGAUACGAAGGGACAAAGUCAAUGCAAGGUAUGCCCUGUCUCCACAACAACACUGGGUUUGGGAUCUGCAUCUGUCUUGGAAUGUGGCUGUGAAGCAGGGAGUAUCAACAUCGCCAAUGAAGGUCAAGAGGCGGUCUGCACUCGCUGCAUCGAAGGCUUGUCUUGUCCUUUCUCCUCGUCUUUGGAUGCAUUGAAGACAGGUGAAGCGCCACUAGGUGAACAUUACCAACCAGCUUUGAAAGAAGGUUUCUACAGCUUCAUGGACUCUCCCUUGGAGGUCUUUCAAUGCAUUGAGAAAACGUUCUGUCCUGGAGGGAUACCGCAAGUCUGCAAUGGAGGACGCUUAGGAACUAUUUGUGCAGAAUGCCCUCCAGGAGAAACUUGGGCUUCCGACCAGUGCAUGGCGUGCGAUGGCUUGACGACAUUCCUGUGGUGGUCGGCCACAGCGCUGUUAUUGGUCGCAUGCACAGGUUCCUACUAUGUGUUAGAACCAAAAUUCCAAGCCAUUGCAACAGCCAGACAGGCCUUGGAUAUGUCCCUGGGUUUGUCCUUUACAUGGCUGCAGACAGUGGCGAUUAUUGGACUGAUGACCGUGGAAUGGCCCUCCAGCGUGUCCGGCCCAAUAUCUUUCGGGAAGUUCUUGGUCCUUGAUCUGGACACUUUCUCCUUCUCAUGCUUUGGUGGCGAACGGGCCCUGCUCCGCUACAUUCUCAAAGUGUUGAUCUUCCCCAUGGCCAUUGCAUGGAUGAUUGCGAUCUAUUUCCUUUCAAAAUGUUUGCCCAGAGCCUGGCAGUGGAAGACGGCCCAGAGUGUCAACACAAUUGGUGUCAUCAUGCAGGCAAGCUUUGCUACGAUGAGCACAAUUGCAUUAGAAAGCAUGAUGUGCUAUGUACACCCGAAUGGUUCUUACAGUUUGGUGAAGUUUUCCAGCGUUACCUGUGGUGGGUCAGAACAAAUGGGUAUGAUUGUUGCAGGCGUGUUCUUGCUCUUCGUCUUCGUCAUUGGUUUCUUGGUGGUUGUUACCUGUGCCACCAUUGCCUUACCCUCUUGGAGUGCCAGGCAGAUGAAGAGCCGGAUUCAGUGUUUCAACUUCCUAAUCAAGCGAUUUCGCUUGGACAAGUGGUGGUUUGGAAUUCCGUUGAUCCUUCGUGGCCCAUUGAUGUCCUUAGUGGUGACGUGUGCUACAGAUUAUCCGGCCGUGCAAGUCUGUAUGAAUUCUCUGAUCCUGAGCAUCUACACUGCGAUCCAGGCAACAGCCCGACCAUGGAAAGUGCCACUGCUGAAUUGGAUGGACCUGUUCACUUCGAUCUUGCUCGUCCAGAUAACACUGAUGUCUGGGCUCGGUAUCCGCAGUGAAACACAGGGCUUCUCCAACAUCUACUCAGCUUCCUUGCUGCUUUUGCUCGUCUGUGCCAUCGUUGUGAUGUGCUCUGCUGUGGCUGUUGCGUUGGUCUUCGAAUUUUUCGGACAGGAGGCAAAGGAUUCGAGCAUUUUGCGUGUGCUUGAAAGUUGCAGUGACGGUUUGGGCGCAAAGCUUUUGGUAAUAGCACAUGGCCUAUCAGAUAAGGAGCUGAAGUUGCAACAGGCACUGGACACAAUGAACAGCCACGACUUGAGCCACCUCGAGACCUGCCUUGACUUGAUCGGAAGUGAGUUGCUGUCGGAUACUGGCAUGAAAAGGGGCGGAAUGCGACUGCAUUCCAGCAGCUUGAGCAGGAUUGAGAUCAGCCAAGUCGCCACUAAGCUUCCAGCAGAAAUCGUGACAGCUGGCCCCUCUGACCGUCAUGACCCAGUUGAUUCAAACCAGGAUAUUGCUCCAGGAACGCUGAAACUAGAGGAUAUCCUGACGGGUGUGGACAAUUCCGAACCGAUUGACCUCAAAGUUCUGAUAAGGGCAGACUUGUAACUGUUAAACAGCUGCAGGGCUCCUGGCUGGCUGAGAUUCAGAAUCAAGAUCCGAUCUGUCCAGCGACUCAUGCUUCAGGCAACGGGGUUCAGAACCUCACCUGAUCAACC